This is a messenger RNA of Suillus clintonianus, 1390 nucleotides long. RefSeq names its product NAD(P)-binding protein. The coding region runs from base 64 to 1167 and encodes 367 amino acids. Lineage: Eukaryota; Fungi; Basidiomycota; Agaricomycetes; Boletales; Suillaceae. Gene Ontology annotation, biological process: purine nucleobase biosynthetic process. Gene Ontology annotation, molecular function: methylenetetrahydrofolate dehydrogenase (NAD+) activity; methylenetetrahydrofolate dehydrogenase (NADP+) activity. The record is from RefSeq and is a predicted model, not a curated record. Gene Ontology annotation, cellular component: cytosol. The transcript has 9 exons.
AAAUUUUGGACAGCGUUUCAAUGGCAAAGCAAGAACGACCGCGUCUACACUCAACAACAUCAGAUGGCACCCGACGCUGCUGGCAAAGGCAUCCUCCUUAAAGCUGACCCUAUUGCAGAUGCUUUCCGCGCCGAGGUCAAGGAUGGACUUGCAACCUCGCAUCGUACACCGACGCUUGUCGGAAUCUUGGCGACCAACGCGUCUCCGAGUAGGUUUUAUGCUGAGUUUACGAGGAAGCAGUGUGAGCAACUUGGUGUGAAAUUUGUCCUCAAGGAGGUUGGGAGUGCGGUGAAGCAGAAUGAAGGAGAGGAAGCGAGGUCAGAUGGGGAUGGUGUAGAGGAGGCGAUUAUCGAAUCUAAUGAGGAUAAUAAUGUCGAUGGUAUCAUGGUGUAUUUUCCAAUUUUCGGAGGCCAGCAGGACCAUUAUCUGCAACAGAUCGUCUCUCCUCUGAAGGAUGUCGAAGGCCUUCAUUCGAAAUUCCAUUACAACCUAUACCAUAACAUCCGUUUCAUCACGCCCGCCUCGCUCACAUCUACCAUUCCGUCUUCGAAAGUCACGCAGGCAAUAAUAGACGAUAUCCCACCGCCCGGAACAGUCAAGUCUAUUAUCCCUUGUACCCCCCUCGGCGUCGUUAAAUGCCUCGAGUUUAUCGGAGUGUAUAACAAGCUCCUAACAUAUGGCGAUCGCGCAUAUGGCAAGACCAUAACCGUCAUUAAUCGGUCGGAAGUUGUCGGACGCCCUCUCGCUGCACUUCUUGCAAACGACGGCGCGCGAGUGUUUUCCGCCGAUAUUGACUCUAUCCAGGAAUAUACGAAGCGACCACGUUCCUCGAACGCGACAUCUGCUCGACAAUACCUCCCGCAUCAUACUUCGCACCUGUGCACGCUCUCCCUCGAAGAAUGUCUUGCGGUCUCAGACGUUGUGAUCAGUGCCGUGCCCAGCGCAUCAUACAAGGUCAAGACAGAAUGGCUAAAGGAAGGGUGCGUUUGCGUCAACGUCGCAGCAGACAAGAAUUUCGAAAAGGAUGUCAGAGAUAAGGCAUCUAUAUACAUCCCAGCGGUCGGCAAAGUGACUAUUUUGAUGCUCCUUCGGAAUUUGCUGCGUCUUUCGCACUACAAUGACGUGUCGGCCCCGAGUGGGAGCGAAGACUCUAUUCCCGGCCAAUAAGUGAGGUUCUUCUUGGAAUCGUGUCGGUGCCGUUGGUGGAAGGAAGACGAAGAUAUUUAGAGAAGAUCAAACUCAGAAGCAGGAAAUCACGUAGAAUCUAGCACAAUGCAUUACAAUCGCCAUUGCCUGGAUAUAUACACCAUUAGUUGAGAUUAUCACUGCAGCAUGGGAUCAUUUAUGUAUAAAUUGUAUGUGUUUUGCAAUGAUGUGGUGAUUGCGUUCC